Panicum virgatum (switchgrass) is the source of this 1552-nucleotide messenger RNA. Its product is annotated as chlorophyllase-2-like. Lineage: Eukaryota; Viridiplantae; Streptophyta; Magnoliopsida; Poales; Poaceae. The record is from RefSeq and is a predicted model, not a curated record. The transcript has 2 exons. Gene Ontology annotation, molecular function: chlorophyllase activity. The coding region runs from base 191 to 1240 and encodes 349 amino acids. Gene Ontology annotation, biological process: chlorophyll catabolic process.
GAGUCCAAGCACUGUCACCGUGUUCCCACUGACUACACAACCCAGGAUAAGGAACAGCGGCGAGCUCCUGGCAGGCCGCAGGCACGGUCGGUCGCCAAGCAGCCACGACGCCCACCAUGUCUCCAUUAUUACCUUCACUCCCUUGAGGGGCCUUCUCAAGGUUCGCACUCACUCCGAGCUCGCCAUUGACAUGAGCACCGCGUCGGCAGCUCUGCUGUUCCUUGCUGCGCACUGCCUGCUGCUGCUCAUGGGGUCGGAGGCGGGCGGCGGCGUGUUCGACCUCGGGCGCCACGGCGUCAGGCUCGCCCGGGUCGACGAGGCCCGGGCGCCGUCGAGGUGCGGGGGCAGCGCGCCGCCGGCCCCGCCCGGCGCGGGCGCGCUGCCGCCGCCCAAGCCGCUGCUCGUCGCCGCGCCGCGCGAGGCCGGGGAGUACCCGGUGCUCGUCUUCCUCCACGGCUACCUCGUCGUCAACUCCUUCUACUCGCAGCUGCUCCAGCACGUCGCCUCCCAUGGCUACAUCGUCGUCGCACCUCAGUUGUACACGAUAUCCGGGGCCGACACCACCGAGGAGAUCAACGCGGCGGCGGCCGUCAUCGGCUGGAUCCCCGGCGGCCUCUCCUCUGCGCUGCCGCCCGGCGUCCGCGCGGACGCCACAAAGGUAUCCGUCUCCGGCCACAGCCGCGGCGGGAAGGUGGCCUUCGCGCUGGCGCUGGGCCACGCCAAGCUCGCCCUCCCGCUCGCCGCGCUCGUCGCCGUGGACCCCGUGGACGGCAUGGGCGUGGGCAGGCAGACGCCGCCGCCGAUCCUCACGGGCCGGGGCGGCUCCCUCCGCGUGCCUGCGCCGGCCAUGGUCCUCGGCACGGGGCUCGGGGAGCUGCCCCGGGGCCCGCUGCUCCCGCCGUGCGCGCCCCGGGGCGUCAGCCACGCCGCGUUCUACGGCGAGCUGGACCGCGCCGCGGUGGCCGGGGCGUGCCACCUCGUGGCCGCGGACUACGGGCACACGGACAUGAUGGACGACGACACGCCGGGCGCCAGGGGAAUGCUCACGCGCGCCAUCUGCAGGAGCGGCGGGGCCAGGGCGCCCAUGCGGCGGUUCGUGGGCGGCGCCGCCGUCGCGUUCCUGGACAAGUGGGUUCGUGGGGACGGCGCGGCGCUGGAUGGCAUCAGGGCGCGGCCGGAGCAGGCGCCCGUGGCGCUGUCGGUCGUGGAGUUUCUCGACGAGGAGGCGCCGGCAGAGUAGCUUGCAGGAUCUGUCAUCUGCAGGACCGUGACGGCAGAAAUUUGACACGUCGAAAUUACAGCAGGUUGAUAAGAUGAAAUGGACAUGCGUAGAUUUUUUUUAGAAAACGAACACGGAGGGAUGUACUAUGUACUGUAGACUCUACUCUCCUGUUGGGUGCUACCAGCGGAUGACGCAAAAACCGUCCCUAGCGCACGCUUCAGGCUCAUGUUGGAAGGCUAAGCACUUGUCGUAUAAAACUAGAUUAACUAUUAUAAACUAUGUUCUUAGCAGUUUAUCCAUAUUAAUGAUAUCCUUUUUUCGAGAUACCAA